CUCUGCCCCCGCCCCUCCGGCACCGCUAGGCCGCGGCUCGGGGAGGGGCGGCGGGGCUGGCGGCCUCACCCCGCCGCGCUCUCGGUGCGCGAUGGGCUCUUCCCUCGCGACCGAAGCGAUGGCGGCGUUCGAUGCCUCCGGUGCAGCGUUGAAGCGGCCGGCCCGUUACAAUAAAGCUGUGCUCCUUACCGGUUGUUUCAUCUCACGAGAAUGUCGAUGAAGGCCUCGUGCUGCUGCAUUUGCUGUACGUGGGAGCGGUGCAGCUGUCAGCCUCCGAGCUGCUCUGCUUGCUGAUGCUGAAGAGUGUGGGAUUUUGACUGUUCAAAAUGAAUGAGCAUCCUAAGAAGAGGAAACGGAAGACACAGCACCCUUCUCGAUAUUCAGAUUCUUCAGGUGCACCUAAAUACAUAGACAAUAGUGGGAUUUUUUCUGACCACUGCUACAGUGUUUGUUCUAUGAAACAACCAGACAUAAAGUAUUCUGAAAACAGAGGUAGAUACCACAGUCCGGUGCAGAGCAUAGACACAGAUGAUGAUGGGAGUCCAGUGCAUGCUGGGACUUCUCAGUGGAGUGGGUCACAUUCAAAUGUAGGGUUGCACUAUACAGACCCUAAAAAGAGGGAUAAAGAUAAAGCUGCUAAUAAUGGAAUGUGCAAAGACAUAUGUGACUCACCUAUAUUCAGUGACAGCCCUACAGAAGAAGAAAAACCUCUUGAUAUUCAAACUGUAGAAAUUUCUACAACAGAAGUUAAUGCUGUAGAAGUCCAUGAUAUAGAAACACAAACUGUAUCACCUGAGAAGCUAGAAGCUGAGGACCUAGAGGAGAUCCCUCUUGAAACCUGUAAAAUCUUUGAGAAGAACCAGGCUUUGAAUAUCACAGCUCAGCAGAAAUGGCCUUUGCUGAGAGCCAACAGCAGCGGCCUGUACAAAUGUGAGCUCUGUGAGUUCAACAGCAAGUACUUCUCUGAUUUAAAACAGCACAUGAUCCUGAAGCAUAAGACGUGUGCGGACACUCAUGUCUGUAAAGUUUGUAAAGAAAGUUUCUCCAGCAAAGUGCAGCUCAUUGAACAUGUGAAACUGCAUGAGGAGGACCCAUACAUCUGUAAAUACUGUGAUUACAAAACGGUGAUAUUUGAGAAUCUGAGUCAGCACAUAGCAGACACUCACUUCAAUGACCACCUCUAUUGGUGCGAGCAGUGUGAUAUGCAGUUCUCCUCCAGCAGCGAGCUGUACCUGCACUUCCAGGAACACAGCUGUGACGAGCAGUAUUUGUGUCAAUUCUGUGAGCAUGAAACAAAUGAUCCAGAAGAUCUGCACAGCCACGUGGUAAAUGAACACGCGUGCCGACUGAUAGAGCUCAGUGACAGCUAUCAUAACAAGGAGCGUGGACAGUACAGCCUCAUAAACAAAAUCAGUUUUGACAAAUGCAAAAACUUCUUUGUAUGCCAAGUGUGUGGCUUUAGGAGCAGGCUGCAUACAAAUGUCAACAGGCACGUAGCUAUUGAACACACCAAAAUAUUCCCUCAUGUUUGUGAUGACUGUGGAAAGGGUUUUUCAGGUAUGUUGGAGUAUUGCAAGCAUUUAAGCUCUCAUUUAUCUGAAGGGAUUUAUUUGUGUCAGUACUGUGAAUAUUCAACAGGACAGAUUGAAGACCUUAAAACCCAUUUGGAUUUCAGGCAUUCAACAGACUUGCCACAUAAAUGUACUGAUUGCUUAAUGAGAUUUGGAAAUGAAAAAGAUCUUCUAAGUCAUCUUCAGAUACAUGAGACAGCUUGAUUAUUUUCUUUCCCUGCAAUAAGCUUGUUAGGAUUGGAAUUAAAAACACAAUAUUAAAUACAGUUUUAACAGCA
Molecule: messenger RNA, 1849 nt
Organism: Phasianus colchicus (ring-necked pheasant)
Lineage: Eukaryota; Metazoa; Chordata; Aves; Galliformes; Phasianidae
Source: RefSeq, a predicted model, not a curated record